Myxozyma melibiosi is the source of this 1569-nucleotide messenger RNA. RefSeq names its product NCS1 family nucleobase:cation symporter-1. The record is from RefSeq and is a predicted model, not a curated record. Gene Ontology annotation, molecular function: nucleobase transmembrane transporter activity. Bases 1 to 1569 code for a protein of 522 amino acids. Gene Ontology annotation, cellular component: plasma membrane; fungal-type vacuole membrane. NCBI's taxonomy places the organism in Eukaryota, Fungi, Ascomycota, Lipomycetes, Lipomycetales, Lipomycetaceae. The transcript has 2 exons. Gene Ontology annotation, biological process: cytosine transport; transmembrane transport.
AUGGCCGAGGUCGAUAUUGAGAAGAAGGUCAACAGCGAGGAGCUGUACGACGAGAAGUAUGCGAGCGUCGCCGCCGGCGAGACCGUCGUCAUCUCGGAAGAUGAUUCUUCAGACGACUACAGCGGAACCAAAGAGCCAUCCACCGGCAUCAUUGGCAAGCUCGAGAACUUUGCCCGGAAAUACAAGAUGGAGUUGAUCGGUAUCGACCCCGUUCCCGAGGACCAGCGCAACGACAGAAAUGUCUGGACUCCGGCUUACUUCUGGUGGGCUGCCAACCUUGUCAUGCCUCCUGUGUCUAUCGGAUGCUUGGGUAUCUCUACCUUUGGUCUCAGCUUCUGGGACUCUGCUCUCGUCAUCAUCUUCUUCAACGCGCUCGGCUGUCUGCCUGUUGCUUUCUACUCUAUGUUCGGUCCCAUCUACGGUCUCCGCCAGAUGGUCUUCUCUCGUUUCUGGUUCGGUUACCACGGUGUCAAGAUCUUUGGUGUUCUCAACGUCAUCGGCUGCGUCUGCUGGACUGCGCUGAACACCAUCGUCGCUGCAUCGCUCCUCCACUCGGUUAACGACGGUCAGAUGCCGUCAUGGGCUGGUAUCAUGGUCGUCGCUCUCGGCACUCUUAUUCUUGGAAUGUUUGGCUACAAGCUUGUUCAUGCCUAUGAGAGAUGGUCGUGGAUCUUCACCUUUGUUAUUCUGUGGAUUCUCAUUGCUCGUCUGAAAAUGUCCGACAACUUCGCUGCCGGUACAAUGCCUACCGGUCCCUUUGAGGCCGGCAACGUUCUCUCCUACGGCUCCGUCAUCUUUGGCGGUACCAACGGAUGGGCCACCUACGCGUGCGAUUACGCCGUCUACCAGAAGAAGGACGCCAGCCGAUCAAAGAUCUUCUGGUCCGUCUUUGGCUCCCUUUUUCUCUCGCUCACCUUCACCACCCUCAUCGGUGCCGUCAUCAUGGCCGCCGCUGUCAACUACCAACCCUGGGCUGAUUCGUACGACGAGGGCUCUGUCGGUGGCUUGGUCUACUCGAUCUUGGUCACCAACUCGCUCCACGGAUUCGGCAAGUUCUGCGUCGUUUUCUUCGCCUUGUCUUGCAUCGGUAUCUCUGUCGUCAACAUCUACUCGCUUGCGUUCUCGAUGCAGAUCAUCAGCCACUACUUUGCCAUCAUCCCCCGUUUCGUUUGGUCCACCAUCGGAACCGGUGUCUACUUUGGCAUCUCGAUGGGAGCCUACUACUCAUUCAACACCUUCAUGUCGAACUUCAUGAGUAUCAUCGCCUACUGGAUUUGCAUCUACGAAGGUAUCUCUCUCGCCGAGCACUUCAUCUUCCGCAAGGGCGACAUGUACGGCUACGACGUCUCCCAGAUCAACAACCCCAAGGCCAUGCCCCCGGGCUUCGCCUCGACCUUCUCCUUCUGCGUCGGUGUUGCCGGUGCCGUCCUGGGCAUGGACCAGGUCUGGUACGCGGGCCCCAUCGCUGUUGCGUGCAAGGGCGACGUCGGUUGGCAAUUCGCGCUCAUUUUCUCGUUCGUCGCUUAUGUCUGCACUCGUCCCAUCGAGCGUCACUUCUUCCAUCGUUGA